This is a messenger RNA of Echinops telfairi (small Madagascar hedgehog), 1804 nucleotides long. It is a transcript of the gene EVA1A, whose product is annotated as eva-1 homolog A, regulator of programmed cell death. The transcript has 4 exons. The record is from RefSeq and is a predicted model, not a curated record. The coding region runs from base 401 to 832 and encodes 143 amino acids. Lineage: Eukaryota; Metazoa; Chordata; Mammalia; Afrosoricida; Tenrecidae.
GGGACCCCGGCUCCCUCGCCCAGUCCCAGCCUUGCGCCCACUCCGCUGGGAGUUCUCUCCGAGGCGCCCGCGCUGGCUUCGGGGCCCCCGGCAGCGCUUUGUCGCCUCCACUCCGAGGUCUCCCGGUCCCCGGGUUUGGCCCGGCGCGUCCCCAGCACAGCCCCCGGAAGUGCGCCCCGGCGGCCCCGGCGAAGAUCUGAGACGCCAACUAGGACCAACCAAGUUUCAGACUUAUUACUGCUUGGCACCAGGAGCAUCAGGGAUGAACUCUUACCAGCUGCUUCUCGGUUCGUGACAGCACAUCUCUCCAGGAGGAAGAGAAGGCACCCGGAUCCAGCAGCAGCACCCACUGAAAGCCUCCUCUGGGGACGGCUGGGAGGCUGCCCUGCAGCCUCAGCGCAUGGAGAUGGCUUUACUCAGCAACAUCCUAGCGGCCUACUUCUUUGUCGCAGAAAAUCCUGAACGGGCAGCCCUGUAUUUUGUCUCUGGCGUGUGCGUUGGACUGGUCCUCACCCUGGUUGCCUUGGUGAUGAGAAUCUCUUGCUACACCGACUGCCGGCGGCGGCGCCCUCCCCGGAGGACCUUCUUGCAGGACAGAGAGAGCAGCAGUGGGAGCAGUGACAGUGAGGAUGGCGGCUCGGACACUGCGUCUGACCUCUCGGUCCGGAGACACCGCCGCUUCGAGAGGACUUUGAACAAGAACGUCUUCACGUCGGCGGAGGAGCUAGAGCGGGCCCAGCGGCUGGAGGAGCGGGAACGCAUCAUCAGGGAGAUCUGGAUGAAUGGCCAGCCUGAGGUGCCUGGCACCCGGAGCCUGAACUGCUACUACUAGGGGGUGGGGCAUGAGUGCAGCUUCCCCCGCUGAGCUGCUCGGUGCCACCAAGGAGAGACAGGGUCUGCGCAGGCGUGGGCACAGCAGACUAAAACCCAGUUCUGUUGAUAGACCCAAGCGGAUGGGAGAAGAUGGAAUGCCUGCCUUUUUUUUUUAUUAUGGUAACAGAAAAAAGCAGGACAACUCAGUUUCUAACCAGGAAGGCUGGUGUCUGCUCCUUUUGGACUGACUGUAUAGAGGAGACAACCAAGUCAGUUCAUCCACCUUUCCAGAUCUCGGGAUGGUGCUAGCUCACUGUCCCCGGCAAUGUGGGUGGAGAUUAGAGAAAUGGGACUGUGGUUUCUCUGGAUUUCUCAGGCUCCAGAAGUUUUACCAAUGUCAUUAUGUCUUAUUCCUUUGCAAAAGGAAAGAUUGUUACAGCAUGAGGGUGCGGGAUAGCAGAGUGAACUUAACCCAGGAAAUGAAAUUUUCUAAAGACUCCAUGUUUUGGAGAUAAUUUUGAUCUAGAUCACAUGAUCCAUGCUUAUUAUUUAUAGCUAAUUUUUUAAUCUUCUGUUGCAAUGGCAACCUUGUCCAUUUUAACUGGCACCUCAGGGAUUAAAAUCCAUUUUUUUAGUAUAUUUCCCAUCUCGUUCAUGAACAUGAAUUGAAUUAUAGUAUUUUGGGAGUUGUGUCAGUGAACUAUAAAAUGCUAAUAAACCUUAAAGGAUGAAGGGUUUUAUUUUAAAUAGUUUAUGAAGAUAUAUUAAUAUGUGUAUUUGAGAAUGCUGCAUAAGAAUAAAUCUGUGGUUUUUUCCACCCCCACUUCUGGAGAGAUGUUUUGCUAUAAUUCCAGGUAAACAUGAUUUUAAACAUUUUGUGUAAAAACACAAAUAACUUUGGAUUUCUAGGAAAAAAGGGAACAGUAAUGGGAAAAGGUGAGAAUAAAGCCCAAUUUGGGGAAGCUAAAAAAUAAAUAUUACACAAAUUCUC